Molecule: messenger RNA, 966 nt
Organism: Erinaceus europaeus (western European hedgehog)
Lineage: Eukaryota; Metazoa; Chordata; Mammalia; Eulipotyphla; Erinaceidae
Product: olfactory receptor 14A16-like
Exons: 1
Coding region: 1-966 (321 amino acids)
Biological process (GO): G protein-coupled receptor signaling pathway
Cellular component (GO): membrane
Molecular function (GO): olfactory receptor activity; G protein-coupled receptor activity
Source: RefSeq, a predicted model, not a curated record
AUGUCUGAGAAAUUGGCAAAUGUGACUGUCAUAACUGAAUUUUUACUCCUGGGAUUCCCUGGUAAUCAGGUGCUACAGAGACUCUGUGCCUCUGUCUUCUUCCUGGUUUACCUGGCAGCUCUGAUGGGGAACCUGCUCAUUGUCACCCUCACCUCCCUUGAUCAGCAGCUCCAGACCCCCAUGUACUUCUUCCUGAAGAACUUGUCUUUGAUUGACAUCUGCUACAUCUCCACCACUGUCCCCAAGUGCAUCAUGAACACCCUGACCAACAGCCACUCCAUCUCCUUUGUGGGCUGUGCCUCUCAGGUUUUCCUGGUCAUCUUUUUUGCAGGCACAGAGUAUGCUCUCCUGCUAGUGAUGUCCUAUGACCGCUAUGCUGCCAUCUGCCACCCUCUGCACUAUGAGGCCAUCAUGAACAGAGGGGCCUGUGUGCAGAUGGUGACAGUGGCGUGGCUCAGUGGCUGUGUCUAUGGAUCCAUCCAUGUGGCAGGGACAUUCUCUGUGCGUUUCUGUGGCCCCAACACAGUGCAGCAGUUCUUCUGUGAUAUCCCUUCCCUUCUCACACUGGCUUGUGCUGGGGAUCAAAUUCUGGAAUAUUUGUUUAUUAUUGCUAGUUGUUGUUUUGCUUUUGUGUGCUUCAGUUUACUGGUUAUUUCUUACAUUUAUAUUUUCUCCACUGUUCUGAAAAUCCCUUCUGCUCAAGGCAGAUUCAAAACACUCUCCACCUGUCUGCCCCACCUAACUGUGGUGACCCUGUUCCUCUCUUCUGGAUUUAUUGCAUACUUGGGCUCAGCUUCAAAAUCACCAUCAUCCCUUAAUCUCUAUAUUUCUAUCUUAUAUUCUCUAUUACCUCCCAGUCUGAAUCCUGUCAUUUACAGUCUGAGAAACAGGGAUAUGAAGCUGGCCCUUGCCAAAAUCUGUCAUGAAAUAUGUCACCAAACAUAUAAGUAUCUAAUAUAUCAUUGA